AGGCAUCGGCCCCAGCUUCCACUUCGGCCCCCACCUUUCCCACAUUCUCUCCUGCUUCUCUAGCUCCUGGACCGUGCGCCCCUUGCAUGUCAACUCCUGGCCCGCUGUGAGACCUGGAGCUUGCGCUGGCGCGACGCGGCAGGCAAGAGAGGCGGCCGAUCUUCUUUCCAGAGAACAACUUAUCGAUGUUCACAUGCAUUCCUCUAAAGAACAUCACCCUCCUUCGUCAAGUGUCCUUUUCCAGUUAUUCAUUCACUCGCUCAGCUAUUCGUAGACGAGUGAGUUAUCGGUUUCCGCCCCCAAAGUUACCAGUAACAUCGCCAUCCCUACACAUCUCCCAAAAAUGUCGGAGAACUACGUUGCCCCCGGCCAGCAGCGCUACCUUCGUGCCUGCAUGGUCUGCUCUAUCGUCAUGACCUAUGCUCGCUUCCGUGACGAAGGAUGCCCCAACUGCGAAGACUUCCUCCAUCUCCAGGGCUCGCCGGAUCAGAUCGACAGCUGCACGUCGCAAGUCUUUGAAGGAAUCAUCACCAUUGCCAACCCGCAGAAGUCGUGGGUGGCGAAGUGGCAGAGGCUGGACGGUUAUGUGAAGGGUGUAUACGCGACCAAGGUGUCGGGCCAGUUGCCGGAUGACGUGCGCACCACGUUGGAGGAUGACGGCAUUCAGUAUAUCCCGCGCGAUGGCAGUGCGACGGAAGCGGACUAGAAACUCGAAGCUGCGGUGCAAGAAAACAAGACGGAAUAGGGCGGAUAAGAAAGCAGGAAAGAGAACCGACAAGCAAGAAGGAAGAGGGACCGAUAAUAGAUCGUUCACAGACAACCCAGGAGCGGAAUGCGGAAUGCCUGUUAAAGGGAAGGCAACAGGAGUUCAAGGCGUUAAGGCUGGUUUAAAGGGCGUGGUCUAGACAGCAGGAUAGUGGCCAUUUUUUGGGUUUUGCAUGAUCAACCCAGGGCUAUAAUUACACACUGCAGCGAAAUACAACAAUCAUACAAAUGAGUUUAUCACUACCUAACCUAUAUGGAAGA
Molecule: messenger RNA, 1026 nt
Organism: Neurospora crassa OR74A
Lineage: Eukaryota; Fungi; Ascomycota; Sordariomycetes; Sordariales; Sordariaceae
Product: transcription elongation factor spt-4
Exons: 3
Coding region: 344-706 (120 amino acids)
Biological process (GO): positive regulation of DNA-templated transcription, elongation; regulation of transcription elongation by RNA polymerase II; mRNA processing
Cellular component (GO): nucleus; DSIF complex
Molecular function (GO): RNA polymerase II complex binding; zinc ion binding
Source: RefSeq, a predicted model, not a curated record